AUGCAGUCCUUUCUUUUCAUCGUUAUGUUAUUUUCUUUGAGCCUGAGUGCUCUCGCUAUGCCCGUGGUAUCUGGCAAUCGCCUUGGACGCCGGUCUUUCAAGGUGGAGCAUGCUAAACGUGGUGACUAUGCCGUCCAUGGACCCGCGGCACUGCGCAAAGCGUAUCGCAAGUUCGGUAUCGAUGCCACCACUCUCACUGGUAUUGACGUGAGUGACUUCAAGCCUUUCGACACCAAGACAGUUAUCUCUGGAAAGAACGCCAAGGAGGAUGCGGUGGAAUCUGACCAGACGGGCUCUGUCACGGCGACUUCUGUUCAAGGGGACGUUGAGUUCAUCUCACCUGUCAGUAUUGGUGGACAGACUCUGAACAUGGAUUUUGAUACUGGAUCUGCUGAUUUUUGGGUUCUUAACUCACGACUUCCUGAGUCCGAGCGAAAGAACCGAACUGUCUUUGAGCCCAGCAAGUCCAAGACAUACAAGGACGUUGACGGCAGCACUUUCAAGAUCUCCUAUGGAGACUCAUCCUUCGCAUCAGGUGGAGUCGGCACCGACACCGUCUCAAUCGGUGGCGUGGAAGUCGAAAACCAAAUGAUCGGCAUCCCAACCAAAGUCUCCGAGACAUUCACCGACGACGAAGACUCCAACGGACUUGUCGGACUUGGAUUUUCCUCAAUCAACACCAUAGACCCAGGCCCUCAAAAGACCUUCUUCGACAACGUCGUUUCGACCCUCGACGAGCCCGUCUUCUCAGUCCGUCUGCUCGCCGACGGCGUGGGCCAGUACGAGUUCGGCACAAUCGAUCACUCCAAGUAUAAAGGUGUCCUGGCCAAUGUCACUGUCGACUCAUCCAAGGGAUUCUGGCAAUUCGGCUCAGCACAGUACUCUGUCGAUGGUGGUUCAUUCAAUCCCAUCAAAGAAGUGCCUGAGGCUAUUGCUGAUACAGGCACUUCGCUGAUGCUGGUUAGCCCUGACGUUGCUAAGGCUUAUUACAAGCAGGUUGAGGGUGCCAUUUAUGCCAACAAUGCUGGUGGCUAUAUUUACCCUUGCACUGCCAAGUUGCCCAGCCUGGCUGUUGCUGUUGGCACCGCUUACUCGGCCACUGUGCCUGGGUCCCUGAUCAACUUCUCUGAGGUUGGAACUAACACCACCACUGGUGAGACCGUGUGCUUUGGCGGUAUCCAAUCGAAUGCAGGCUCCAGCCUUGCAAUCUAUGGUGAUGUGUUCUUGAAGGCUCUCUUCGUGGUCUUCGAUCACCGUGGACCUUCUCUGGGAUUCGCAGCCCCUGCGUGA
Penicillium salamii is the source of this 1290-nucleotide messenger RNA. Lineage: Eukaryota; Fungi; Ascomycota; Eurotiomycetes; Eurotiales; Aspergillaceae. The record is from the annotation of a GenBank genome assembly.